GGAGCUUCGCGUCUCUUGUCCUUCCUCCCGCCCCUUGCACGUUGCGUGUCCCCAGGAAAUCGAAAGAAACGAAAAAAAAGUCGGCACUCGCGACUCCCGUGCGAAUUUCGUCGUGCAAUUUUUUCCGUUUUUUCUCGUUUUCUUUUUGUUUAUUGCUCAUAUCCGCGAGCUCGCAACUGACAAACGCUGAUAAACGCCAACGAUUUUCAAGCCCUCUAAUCAACAUGAUUCGCGGGGUUACCUGAGCGCGUCCUUUCAGGAAUACCGAACAAAAGAUCGCGCCAGGCCUCCGACUCGAAGGGGCUUUGACUCCGGCUCCGAGUGAAGUUUGCAAAUGCUCUGUGCUCUGUGCACUUCCUUACCCAACUCAGGAUUCGUGUGGACGAUCCAAGGUUACGAGAAACUUGUUCAACGCGCGAACGACGCAAGUAUCGAGAAGCUUGAAGGAUUUAUCGGCGACACCGAAGUCUCUCGAGCGAAACGGACUAUUCCGCUCUUUUACACGACCUUUACUAUUUUAUUUACCCGAUACGCGGAAGCCUCGCUCUAGAAUUCGAUGCAUUCUCGAGGAUUAAGGUCGUUGCACGAACCCUUCCAAAUAAAUAACUCCGUGAAAUCCGCCUUGUACGCCCAUGUUUAUGGAAUUCGGAAUUCCCACGACGAUAUUAUUCCAUUCUGAAUCCCUCGCAUUGCAUCCUCAAGUACUCCGUCAUUCAAACUACUCGGAGUUCAUCGCGAAACGCAAAUGAGUUUAUCAUAAUAUUGGACGAAAGCGUUGGUUUUGUUGAUCUGUAACAAACUUAUCAUCCUCGAUCGCAACUAGUUUUUUUCCUUGAAGAUAAAUCAUAUUUUGUUUAUCACAUUUUAUCGAGUUAUAAUCCUACCACCGCUGUUCCGUUCGAAUCGAUAAAUCCACACGUGCAUCUGUAGACAUGUGUGCGUCUGUGUGUUUAGCACCAACACUUCGAUGCUAAGGAAAAUCUUGAACGUCAAGAAAGCUGUACACGCGAGUGUGAUCGAGCGAACAAUUGCACUAUUCGAAAGCAACAUUGGACACGAUCAAUUAUUGCCGUUUUAGUGACGAUUUUAUGCAAGCGAAAGACGCUACGAGCGCUUAAAAAAUGAUCGAUGAUUCGACAGGAGGUGAAAAAGUGUUUAUGAGUCAAUGAGAGGAAGGCUGCGAUCAGAGAAUUUCGCAGUGGUGCUAACGUCGUAACGGAGAUCGUAAAUAGAGACCUAACCUCUGAUCAGGAGGGUUAAGUGAUUGAGUUAAUUAACGACACUUGCCGCAUUGAAAUUCGAUAGUCUAGACAUAAAGAAAGGCGGGUGUCGUGUCGCAUCAACUUUUCAUCGAGGCACUAAAGAACGGCGACACUCGCAACGAGCACAACGACGAACUAUCGAAGAAUGUUGAAUUUGGAGUGUUGGGGCUUCGUAUUCUGGCACUAACGAAAUAUAUUCAGUGGAAUUUAAGCACGGGGGCCAAUUGAAAAAUCGAGGCAGCUUAAUGUAGAAUGAGAAGAGACGUUUUCUGGAGGUUUUACGCUCCUGCUUUUUUGGAGUAAUUAUAAAUGCGUGGGUAGAGAACGCCACGAGAGAUCACCAGGCGAAUGGAGAUAUUAAAAAGGCGGAUCAAUCACGUCUUCAUUGCUAAACUUGAGAGAGGUACAGAGAUAUCUGAAUAAACAUGCGAAUUGAAGGACACGCAUUGCAUUGAACCGAAAGAGAUGCAGCCGCGUACAGAUUUUAAAUUCUUGGAUCAAUGAAUUUUUAAAUUAUUUUGUGUAAAGAAGCUUGGAAUAUUCGUAGCGAACAACAUCACUCAGUGGACCAACUUAACAAAUCAUACGAUUUGAGAAAAUAUAAAUCUAUUUUUUCCUCUAUACACAAGACCAAUUCGGGAUAAAGGGAACCACGUAAAUAAAUAUUACUAAAUCCGACCAAUAGACAACAAACAAAUAGAAAAUAUUUGAGAAUAAUUCUUGCGAAACGACCAAUUCACCCAACUGAUCGCUGGAUCAUCAUUUCAAUGAAUUAUUUUGGAAAAAAGGUUUUUUGAAAACGAGUAUCACGACCCGAAGUACUUUCCUACGGUCAUAAUACUAAAAAGAACAACGGAAGAAUAGCAAGAAAAUCGAUGAAGGGCAUUUCUAUUAAUCAGAAACCGGGCACCAAUAAAAUUGUGAAGAACGUUGUGUCAAUUAUUACGAAGCAUUUGAAAUGUAUGGAGAUAAUGACCGGAGAGAUCGAAAAGGAACAGAAUAAUUCUCUUUUGUCUCCCAUCCUGAUGUUGGAACCUGCUUUAACAACCAAAUUCAUUCACGAUGCGUGAAUGAAUUGGACCAAAUAGUUAUAAACCGAUAAACCGGAUUGAAAUUAAGACCAAAUCGGAGAGCACGUUUGUAGUUGUUGAAGAAAUAGGAUAAAUCUUCUAAAAGAGGAUUCAAUAUCGUUUCAUCGUCGUCGUCACAGCGAUCCACAUCUCAUCCGGAAGACUGAAUUGAAAACACCCAGCACCAUGAUGGAUUGGGGCAUCAGACGCUCGAUAAUGUUCCACGUGAGAAGAAGACCGGCGGAUUACGUGCCGCGAAAGCGAAAAAAGAAACCGGCAGGAAAAUGGGGCGAAUACGAUCACAGGUACGAGGACGAGAGGUUGCCGUUUCUUCUCGAGCUCAAUCCGGAUGGUACGGAUAUACCAAAUGGCACAGGAGUCCGGCAUCGUUUGCAACCAAACGUGACGGAAGUUGGAUCGGAAAGACCAAUUGGGCCACAAGCGGUACAGGCACAAACUCUGACGCUAUCCGGCUCGACGGUUAUGCCGAGGCAUUGCGUUAUCGCCUUCACCGAAAACAUCGUCACUCUUACUCCUUGCUCGAGGGAUGCUCAUACCUAUGUGAAUAAUCAGAGGAUAACACAGACGACAAUUCUUCAGAACGGAGCCAUCAUCAAAUUCGGACGAAUGCACACCUUCAGAUUCAUCGACCCUGCACCAGAAGAUCGCAUGAGACAACGCCACGACUCCAACAGACAAAUGGAUUACACGUACGACAGACGUUCGCCAGAUGCUAAUAGUCAGGAGGUCAGCUCGGAAAAGUACAGAUCUGGAUCAGGCACACCAAACGGUGGCAACAGCUCGAACCCACCGAGCCCGACGAAAUCAUCAGCCGCGAGUCCUCGCACAUCCUCCCAUAAUGCACAAGCACCCGAGGGCACACACAAUUAUGAGACGACCUUCGACCUUGAUGGCAAUGUGGAGACUGCCAGUCUAACGAGCAGUCGGGAUGGCAACAGGCUUUCGCAAUACGAGCGUCAACAACAGCAACAGCAGCAGCAGCAGCAACAACCGAGGGGAACGGAUCCAAUAUUGCCGGCCGUGCUGGAGUUCCUUGAGGAAACGGAAGAGGCUUUUCUUCACGCUGUUAUAACGGACGUUGAGCCAUCGGCCCCGCAGUUCAAGCUCUCACCGACUUACACUCUCUAUUUGGCGGCGAGAUAUCGCGCAAGUACGCACUAUCGGCCAGAGCUGCAGCCGACCGAGCGUGCACACAGACUGACAGUGAUGUUGGCGAAAGUGGCGACGAUGAUACAGCGAGUGAUACAAGAGCGUUACAUGGAUGCAUCCUCUUUGGCGCUCUGGUUGGCUAAUGGAUCAGAGCUUCUGCAUAUGCUCAAGAGCGAUCGUCACGUUGGAGCUUUUUCGACGAGAGCUCAGGACAUAUUGGCGGACGCGGUGCACACGGCAUUCGCGUCACUCGUACGCUGCAUUUCCCUCGAGCUCGCACCAGCGAUGUCACAAUUUAUGGCCGACGCCGACGAGCCCGCCAAAGAGGCUGGUGUUUUGCAAAUAUUUUCCAACACAAUGGCCCUCCUGAGACGAUGUCGGGUCAAUGCCGCCCUCACCAUACAAUUGUUCAGUCAUCUCUUCCACGCUAUAAACUCGACGGCCUUCAACGCUCUCGUCUCAAACGGCAAUCUCUGCGUCAGAUGGUUCGGUCGCAGGCUAAAAGCUCGCUUGAACGCCCUCGAGACGUGGGCCGAACGACAAGGCCUCGAAUUCGCCAGUCAGUGUCAUUUAGCCACGAUAAUGCAGGCCACUCAUCUCCUCCAAGCACCCAAGUACAAUGCCGAAGAACUCGCCACUCUGAGCUCCACUUGUUUCAAAUUGAAUUCCCUCCAAGUACGCGCUCUCCUUCAAAAGUAUCAACCCGCCGCCGACGAACCAAGACUGCCCGCCGAAUUGAUCGAAAAUGUCGUCAGAGUUGCCGAAAGCGUUGCCGACACCCUCGCCCGGGCCGAUGGCCGCGAAAUACGCCUCGAGGAAGAAACCACUUUGGCUCUCGCUCUUCUUUUACCCGAGGAUGGAUACAGCUGCGAAGUUAUCAGAGGUGUCCCACCUGGCUUGGCCGAAUUCCUCAUGCCCCUUCAACGCGAUGGUCUGUGUAGAAUGGCCCCCCAACCUACCAGCAGCGGCUAUUGGACCAUAUACAUGAUCGAUCAUCAUAACAACUUACGGAGUCCGAGUGCAAUGAGCAAUCGAUCAGGCGGUUAUUCCGGUCACGUUGGACAGAAUCACGGCGGACAGCCGGAAAUUCAGAUCAUCAAGUUACACAAGUCGACGAAUGGAAUGGGACUGAGUAUUGUUGCGGCAAAGGGUGCUGGCCAGGAUAGGCUUGGCAUUUAUAUAAAGAGCGUGGUCGCUGGUGGUGCUGCAGACGCGGAUGGAAGAUUAACAGCCGGUGAUCAACUGCUCAAAGUAGACGGACAAAGUUUGGUCGGAAUAACGCAAGAAAAAGCUGCCGAGUAUUUGGUGCGAACAGGCCCGAUCGUGACGCUAGAAGUCGCUAAACAGGGUGCCAUAUAUCAUGGAUUAGCCACGUUGCUGUCACAGCCAUCUCCCGUUAUGACCAGAGCAGCGCACAAGGCCCGACCAAAGUCGGAACAGUUAGAGCCUCCGCGACAUAUGGAAAUGCCGCCGCAGCCGUCAACCUCGCACUCGAUGGGAAAUCUAUUGACGAUGCCGCGACAACAAAAUCACGUUUAUCAAGAGCGUCUCGUCGAUUGGAACGUAGAUCGCGUGCCAAUACCAGGUGCGACAGUAACACAAGUUGAAAAAGCGAAGACGCAAUAUUUUAAUAAUUACGAAUUUGCUAAUAAUGCGUAUCAGAGUCAGAGCAUAGGUCAUCAUCAUCAUCACCAUCAGGACGCGAAUUCAACCGGACAAAUGAAAUUAUUGUCGUCGCGUCCCCCAAUUCUUAAUAAUACUUACUUAACGAUGUAUCCGAUCGACGAGUCACCUCGCGACGAGGAUUAUACGAGAUCCUGCAACCAUCGGACCAAUAACAAAAGGCCAAUUCCUAUUAUACAAGAGCCUAAUCAGAUGUUCCUAACUAUUCCGAGCCAAAUCGAGCGUUAUCCUCCUUAUCCCGUGAGAAAUAAUGAGCAACAUUGUCAGAUGCUUGAUGAAACGACGUGCGAUCCGCAGUUCGGUUAUUACAGCAAGGAUAAGACUGAAUUAACGUUCCCGGCGUUAAAUCGUUCCCGAGACAGCUUAAAUUCGUACGAAUGUGCUGACACCACGAGAGACACGUUCUCCUUUGAGAGCGAACCGUCGAUACCGUUCAUCGACCAGCUCGAUGAAAGUUAUCAAGUCUCCAGUAGAUCCGAAGAGAAUAUACUGUCGUCCAGUUGGUCAGCUGACAACCGAAAUUCAGCGAGAAAAUUCGCAUACGAAUCCAACAGAGAUUCCAACAAUUUGCAUAUCAACCUCAUGAAGUGUCAUCACGCGAGUCGCGGUUGCCCACAGUUGACGAAUCCUCGUCCCAGCAGUGCUCUUCAACAACGCACAAGAGAAAUCGACGAAAGAACGAUAAGAACAAACAGCCUGGACCGAAACAUUGGUGAAAUAAGAUUAACGACCGCGCGCUCGUCCCUCGGUGAUAUCGAUGUUUCAGCAACGAGUGGAAAUGUCAUAGUGACUCACUGUUGUUGCCACGGUCACCUGACUCAUUGUCAGGCUCACGAAACUAUUGAGGUUGAAACUGACAGGAAAAAUUCGCCUACCACAGAGACAAACGUUACCGAGCCGGAGGACGAUAGCAACGAGAGUUCUGAGAGUGUUGACAGUCGCAUCGAGCCAUCCAGCGAAGAAAAAGAAGAAUUAAAUUCUACAAAGAUGCGAGAUAUUAUGCCAGAAUUGAACUUGGAUUUGAGCGGUUUGAAUAGCGACGUAUCCAGCGACGAUUCAAACGUUCGAGAAAAAUGCUGGCGCUCCCCGGACGAAGUGAGACUGGGAUGCGGCAGGGUGGCAGCAUUGGCCAAACAUUUUUCCAAACUCGGUGAAGCUGGUCUGAUCAAAUUCAAGUCUAUUAAACUGAGCGCUUCGAGACAAUUCGUCUCCGAGCCUGACAUCGCCUCACCAAGGAGUCCCGAAAUCUCGGGACACAAGAGAUCGAACAGAAAAGAGUACAAAUCCGAGGGUGAUCUCUCGAAAGCGGACAAAAGCAUUGCCACCACGCCCGAGAAAGAGUGGAGCAUGAUUUUACUCGAUAUUCAAACAAAAAACGAGCUGGACAUGAGAGUUCUCUAUGAGAAAACCGAUGGACUCGAUGAGAGUAAAGUCCAGUGUGAGGAAGGUGUCGACGACGCGCCAGGCGAAUUGAAAAAAAGUAGCUCAAAGCUCUCCCUCGCCGAGCAGCAAGAAAUAAUACAACAGUUGAAGGAAUUUGCAAACUUGGACAAUGCCGACGCCCCUUUGUUCAUCCCGGAACACGAAGAGCCGAUAUCGGAGGUUGUUCAUUAUUCAAAAGCUUCGAGCUCCGCUAAAGAAACAAUGACAGAGUCCAUCGAAAGCUUGAACGAUCAACAUGGCGAUGCGACUCGAGCGCCGAGGUGUAGCAAAAUUGUUGGUAAAAUGACUCUCGAACAUUUUCGGAAGCAUUCUUUGCCGACGAUUUUGAGUACUUUCGAUGUAACGCCGAGUCUUGAAUGUUGCAGUAAAAAAGUCAAUAAGUUGGAAAAAUAUUGGUCAUUGAAGGAUUUGAUGGCAAACGAUGAGGAUGCACGGACCGAGACUCCAAACGACACCGAGCAAUCACCGAAAUACUUUAUUUUUCCAACGAGCUCGAGAGUCGUUUCCGCACCGGAAAUAACGAACGAAACGAUAAAUAUAUUUCACACGCGAUCGUUAAAUUCUAGUGGUAAUUUAACGAUACGCAGUACCAUCUCAAUUAGCGACGAGCAUCUCGAGAAGCCAGUGUCGAGCGCACCGGCCGAGAAUUCAAACGAUUCAAAAAAGUUGGAGCGAGCAUCGAGUCCGAUUAUUUUUCGAGACUCAUCCGCGCAAGGUUUGAAGAAAGAACCUCCCAAAACUAAAUUUCCCGGUAGUUUUAUCAGAACGAGAAAACUCUCGAAGAGCCAGGACGCUCUGGGGGAGAAAAAAACUAGUGUAAGUUUAACAGAAUUCACAGGAAAGCCCGUGGCACGAUCUUUGGAAAAAAUUUCUCUUCCCAAAAGUGACACAAUUAUCUCCAAUAUGAAUAAACUGCACGAAUGUGAAAAUUCAAUGAGCCGCAACGAUUGCCCGCUGACAGCUGGCACGAGUGGUGCUUGUCGUAUGAGAGAACGUUCGUCCAAGCAAAACUCUAAUUAUUACAACACAAUACCGAUCAAGAGCAGUGCUAAGAUGGGAAAACCUGUGAGAAAAAAAUCUUUAAUCGUAAGAAAAAGAUCAAAGAGCGACAUGGACGUGUCCGAGAGAAAACCAACACCCAGAUUCGAGCGGGGAGAUUGGAUAUUUCGCGAUUUUCCACCGUUGGAAAUCGAUGCGGAAUCUCGACCUCGUCGCAUGAGCGAACGCGAUCUACCAUCACGGCUCGGCCACGAACCGACUCCCCAGCAAAUUCAUAGCAGCAAGUCUGUCCCGGCCCUGCAUAAUGUAGGGACAGAGGGAAAGCAGCAGCACGAAGUAUUCAAUCCCGGAUACAGCCGUGCCUCGUCGAGUAACAGUGUCACUCCACCCGUCCAACCACCCCCAAUGCCAGCUAUGAACGGUGCAACUUCCCUACGCUCUCGAUCGAGCCAUAACUUGCACGAUCCUAUGAGAGUAGGCACACUACCACCGAGCGGGCUGGUCAGUCGACAACAAUCGUCGCCCAAUCUUACGCCAAGUCAGAUGCAUCCUAAUAUGCCAACUAAUAUGCAGAGCAACGAAGCUGAGAGGUUUUACCAAAAUUUGAGCGUUUACAGAAAUCAAGAUCCGACGAUGAAACAACAACCAAGUCCACCGAAUCCUGGUGACGAUAGGAGUCCGUUGCACACGCAAAAAAGUUUGCGGGGAUCGCAGAACUCGCUGAAUCGGCCAACCCCGGAGCUCAAUCAGGCGCGUGAUCGACCAAUCUCAGCUUACAUUCCGCAGGCUCAACAGCCAACAGGAUAUCCGAGCAAUCAGAUGCAGCAUCAAGGCCCACCGCCGAGAUCUCAAUCGUCGCGCGAUAUAAUACGCCAAGAGGCGAAGCUGCAAGAAAUGCAAGAAGAAGUUAGGCGUCGUGAGCUCAGAGGAAGCGGACCGUCGGCUCUGAAUCAAUACAGACCGAAUAACUAUAGCGCGAGAGCGAUAACAGCGGCGCAGACAGCGAACGCGAUGAGACCAUCGAGGCCGAUUGGUUCGACGCCAAAUUUGGGUCCAAAUUCACCAACCUACUCGACACGACCAAUGGGACCUAAUUACGGUUACGCCGAGCAGUAUCAGCAGUACGGUCAAUUCGGCAACAAACAUUCGCAAGCUACGAAUCAUUAUGGUCUAAUACCAAAAAGUAAGAACGAGCCGGUACGAGCUCAUCCAAUGGAAAACGCAAGAUCUCCUGGCGAUUACGAUCCGAACCGCCAAGUGAUGGAGCAUAAUCGUCAAUUCGGUAGUGGAUCGUUGAACGGUCCUCAGUAUUCAAACGGACCCGGUGACGUCAGGAACGGUCAACAGCCAAACGAGAAUCUCCACGGUCGAACUCAAAACGGCGAUGGAAGUUUGAUGAUGAAUGCCGAUAGUAUAGCCCCCUCAAGGCCCAUGUUGUCAGAGGAUGCCUACAGGGAGAGUCCGCCCCCGCCGCCGCUGAACACUUCAACGCAUCCGUUGUACAGUAAACCCACCGCGGAUUCUACGCGAUACACGGCUAGCAUGCAAGACCCGCCUCGUGGUGGUUACUAUCCGGCGCAAGGAGCUACGCAACAACAGCAGCAACAGCAGCAAACACAAGCCCGUCAGUAUCAAUAUAGCGCAACGAAUCCUUGGCAACGCGAGGAAAGAGAAAAAGAACAAGCGCGACGUAGAGAAGCAGCGAGACUGUGGAGAGAUCAACAAAUCGCAGAGCUGAGUUCUUUACCGCAAAGAACUUCUCAACAGGAGGAACAGCUUCGAGCCCUUCAAUUGGAACGUGAUUUCCAGAAGAGGGCGGAAGAAGCGGCCAAUCAACAGGAUGACGAUGACGAAAGUAACGAUCUAGAUAACGAGAGUGCUCAAAGGGUUCAAGGAUUGCUUAGGAUGGCUGCUAAUCAGGAUAGAAACAAUCAACUCAAUCAACAACAACAACAACAACAUACGUUGAUGAGGACGAACGCGAAUAAUCAAUCGAUACGAGGCACUCUGUCGCCCCAACCGGUCGGCAGUCAACUGCAGUCGACCAGUAUCCCGUUGCAUACUGCAACUAGUCAGCAAGGAUCGGCCCACGGAUCGGGAAAUUCAUACACCGGACAAAAUGACGGAACGAAUUUGCACAAUCAGCAAACUUCCAAUCAAAAUACAUCGGGUCAGCAACCACCGAUGUCACCGACUUAUGGAUCGACGAUGGGACAACAAUUUAUCAAUAACGCCAAAGGCAGCACUACUUCGUCACAGCAGAUGAACGAGGAACGUGAGAGACAACGGAGAAUAGACGAACUGAAAAAAAUACAAGCCGAGUUCGAUGAGAGUCAGCGAAAACGCGAGGAUGAAAUUAGGCAACAACAACAACAGCUUCAGUUACAUCAACAGCAGAUGCAACAAUUGUACGCCCAACAACAGCAACAUCAACAGCAACAACAGAUGCAAUCGAACUUGAAGAGCCAGCAACAAUUGCAUCCGGGAAUGUUGAGACUCGAUAAUCUUGUUAUCAACGGCCCGAGCUCACCACCCUCCUCACAAAACGGCAGCAACGAUGCUCCACCUCCACCCGAGCGUGGUUCGAGUUACGCUGUAAUGUCACAACAAAGUGCCCUACGAUCGAACACCUCGACGACCUCGAACGUACCUCUCGGUUCACAUCCGACUGCUACGAUAAAGAGAGUCUCGUUCCACGAUCCAAACGCGAAUAUCGAACCACCGCGCAACGUUUCAUCAGUCACUUCGAGCACCCCUUCCUCCAUUACCAUGGACACGAUAAGAGAGGACCCAAACAAUUUUAUAAAUGACGCGGAAAAUCUCCUCGCAUCCCCUAAUACCCCAGAAGGACCAGGUGGACAAUUCCAGGGAGCAACGCCCGGUGUCAUUGGAGCUCAAGAGGUUUAUAAAGAUCCAAGACAAAAACGCCUUGCCGAGAAGCAGAAACAACAGCAAAAUUCCCAAUUAGGAGAAGUACCGGAGAAGUUAAGUUUCAAGGAGAAAAUGAAGAUGUUUGCAAUGGAAACUGGAGAAGAUGGUACCCCACGGGACAAAGUGAAGAUUUCGCGUGCCCAACGCGAUAUCGAUAAUAUUGGAAGUCCUUUGAGUCCAAAUAACAACAAUCGAAGCUAAAUGAAAGAAAUGGAUAGACCAAUAAUAAUAAAUGAUGAUCGUUGAUAAAAAACUGUAGGAAAUCUGUUUCUCCGAGCUCAAUGCAACCGAACAAUUAUUAGUUUUAAAGCUCCCGCGGAAAUGAAACUCUACCGAAAGUUCUUUUUACGAAGCAAAAAGCCGUGCAAACAAUUCCUCGAUUUGAGAGGGAUUAACGACAAAUCUUUCACAAACAUUGUAUAUAUUCGAAGCAGGACAAAACUAUCAGCCGCCUACCACUGUUGUUUUAUAUUUAAGUUUAUAUCUAUACAUACAAAUGUCUUAAAAACAUUAUACAACAAAAACGAUCAUGAUUCACCAAUUAACCGCACAACGAUGUGCGUUGAUAUAAUCUUUUUUCGCUCCAGAGCUACUGUAUUAUAUAAAAUUAGAUCUCUGUAUACAAAAUUGUAUUUUUAAGCUAAAAAUUAGCUAUACGAAUGACGGUCGAAUGUUACGUUUGUACAGCAUAUUUCUGCAAGCAUAAGCGGGGGAGUUUUCAGAAUCGUGAAUGCCUAAAAGAUUCUCUUGCACUUGCGUGAAGUGAAAUAGAUAAUUUUUUUCCUAUUUUUCAAGAGUUAUGUUAGCCUUUUCAUAUUUUUUUUUCACUUCACGAGGCAACUCCCUUGUAAGAAGGGGAAAAUCAUUGGAAUCGGACGUUAUGCAAGCCUACUCAAACAUGUUAUUUUUUGUUUCUAUCAUUUUACGAUUUUUCCAAGAUGCUUUACAUACCGAACGGUAAAGCGAUAAUCAAAUUAUUUAAGAAGUAAUAGUAGUAUACCCUAUAAGUACACUGUAUUCACUCGAAUAAUGUUAAUCGAAGAUGAAAUGGAGUGAGAAAAAGAAGGCAGGAAGAGCGGUACACGAAGUUGUUGGAGUACAAUGUUAUGAAACGUAUUCACAGAAGAAAUAGUAGAGUAGAUAAGAUAAUUGACGAGGGAUCACGAUGGGCAGUGCUCCAAAGAGUUUUGUGCCCGAUGCUAAGAAUAAAGCAUAGCAAUAUUAGUGGGUAUUAAGAGAUUAAGAGAAAAAAAAAGAUUUUAAAAAGACUCUAUGAAUGACGAUUAAACGUGCGAACUCAGAUGCGUUGCGGUACGUGGCAAUAAUAUUCUUCGUUGUUUUAAAUUUUCCACUAUCAAGAAUACAACAUGAAUAUAUAACAUCUAACGAGCUCAAAAUUACAACAAAUUGACUCACCCCAUUAUUUAAUAGAUUCUCUCAAGAGUUUAUUAUUGCAUGACGAAAAUAUUCAAAGUGGCAUUUAUUAAACGAUCCACUAUUUUCUUAUCUUCAAGCAUUCGUAUUUCAUCUUGAUACAAGUUUUUGGAUCUGCCUGAUUGUACAGUUCAAAUGCCACACUUAACGAAUCUUAGUUUAUUCACAGUUUUCGUGAAAACAAAUCUGUAGAUAUGUCCUCAAUAUUAUAUGUGAUAUAAAGAGUAGGGGCUUUGUUUAUGAGUGCAAGGACUCAUGUAGAUUAGAUCAAAUCUAGAUGUGCGUCCAAACGAAGUAAAAAAGGAGAAGAAAAAAAAACGAAGAAAGAAAUUAUUAGGUCAAAUUUGUUGACAUAUAUAAAUAACAGUAUAGGAGAACAGUAUUUCUGGCCUAUUCAAUUGCCUAUGAGAUGAUAGCAUGAAAAAGGAAAAAAAAAGGAAAAAAAAAAUAUCAAAUAUUGUUUGAGCAUCUUUGAUUUUUAUGGUUAUGCGCACUAUCAUUUACGAAAGUAUUUCUCUAUUUAUUUUUUAUUACUUUUUGUUUGUUUCAUUGAAGAAAAAUCCGAUAGUGAUAUAUCGAGCAGCUCGUUAAUAAAUGUUAAUUAUACAAAACGAAUAAUAAUUAAAAAAAAAAAAACAACUAGAAAAAUACAAAAAAAACGUGUAUACAACCGACUAUGAUUCGCGAUUUUGAUCUACUACUAUAAAUUUCAUCGCGAAUUUGUUCUGGCUCGGUGUAGGCCUUAUAGUGCAGCAUAGGCAGCCAUAUUAUAGUCAAGACAAGAUAUAGUUCAAUUUUUUUCAUAUUUCUCGAUACGUAGAUAACAAUAAUAAAGUAGAUUGCUUAUCGAUCGCGUUAGAAUGACCAUUGUUUUUACUAAUAAUUAAAAAUUGUGUAUCUACGAAAAAAAAGAAAAAUUCGUUCGAACGAGAUCGACAUAUAUAUUAUAUAUAUAUAUAUAUAUAUAUAUCUAGAUAUAUCAAUAUAUUAGCAAAUGAUGAAGUAAAAAUUACACAUACACCCACAUUCUCGUAAAACGAUGCAUAUGAGUACAUGUGUGCGUAUGUGUAUGAAAUUCCUUGUUGUGUAUAGCGCGCGUAUUGCACUAUAUUUUGUAUUACUGUUUUAAUUAUCCUUCAGCAACCGAGUCGAUUUUUGGCCGUUCUUCUCUUUUCCACCAUAUUUUUAUUUUUUAUUUUUAAAUCGCGAAGAUGCGAAAAUUACGAUCAUCGACUUUAUCAUUAUUAAUGCAUUCUACUUACAUUAUUAAUUGUACUUUUAGAGAACACACUAUAUUUUUUAAUUAUUGUAUUAUGUCAUUAUACAAUUGAGAUAUGAUAUAGACGAGAAAUAAAUAUACCAUAUACUAAA
Venturia canescens is the source of this 13363-nucleotide messenger RNA. RefSeq names its product adherens junction formation factor afadin (gene cno). The coding region runs from base 2519 to 10759 and encodes 2746 amino acids. The transcript is spliced from 17 exons. NCBI's taxonomy places the organism in Eukaryota, Metazoa, Arthropoda, Insecta, Hymenoptera, Ichneumonidae. Gene Ontology annotation, molecular function: cell adhesion molecule binding. Gene Ontology annotation, biological process: signal transduction; regulation of protein localization. The record is from RefSeq and is a predicted model, not a curated record. Gene Ontology annotation, cellular component: adherens junction.